Achroia grisella is the source of this 3312-nucleotide messenger RNA. RefSeq names its product serine/threonine-protein kinase Pak (gene Pak). NCBI's taxonomy places the organism in Eukaryota, Metazoa, Arthropoda, Insecta, Lepidoptera, Pyralidae. The record is from RefSeq and is a predicted model, not a curated record. Gene Ontology annotation, cellular component: cytoplasm. The transcript has 13 exons. Bases 265 to 2007 code for a protein of 580 amino acids. Gene Ontology annotation, molecular function: ATP binding; protein serine/threonine kinase activity. Gene Ontology annotation, biological process: intracellular signal transduction; protein phosphorylation; regulation of MAPK cascade.
UGUAAUGGCGGCUUUAGUCAUUACUUCCGUCUUUUUGUGUCUCUGAAUAGUUUUUCAUGAUUAAUUUCAUACUUUUGUGUUUUGUAAGUGUUAAAUGUAGUUGAAAUGUGAUAUAGAUUUCAUACUUCAUUAUUGCUUAAAAACAUACUGAUCCCCAAGUGAACAGGUGUUGAAUUUAGAGUUUAAAAUGAUAUAUUAUUAGUUGACUCAGAGUACCAUAAUGAAAACUAUAUAAUCAUAACGGGACGAGAGUGAAGAGACAAAAUGUCGAGUGAUGAAGACAAACCACCUGCGCCGCCGGUGCGCUUAACCAGCAACCGGGCGACUGAUCGAGGAGAUUCAGUAGCCUCUGUGGAUAUGAGACCUCUACCAAAAGAGCCAGAUGAUGGGGGUGAUAGAAAAAAGAAAACAUUGAAAGCUAAAAUAAAAGGCUCUAAGAGCACUGCACAUAAUGACAACAAGCCAAAUAUUAGUUAUCCAACCAACUUUGAGCAUACAGUCCAUGUUGGAUUUGAUGCUGUCACUGGAGAAUUCACAGGCAUGCCUGAAGCAUGGGCGCGACUGUUGAUGGCAUCAAAUAUCAGCAAACAAGAACAAAAGAGCAAUCCACAAGCUGUUCUAGAUGUAUUGAAGUGGUAUGAUGCAUCUGCGACGCAACCGCCGCCUUCCAAAUACAUGACCUCAGCACAGAUGCAUACAACUCAUUCAGGUUCCUCUGUAUCGCGAGUGUCUUCAAGUAGUCCAUCAUCAUCUACACCCACCGACACGGAGCAUCCUGAGCCGCCUCCACCGCCUCCUUCGAGACCGGAUCGCACCAAAAGUAUUUAUACAAAACCUAUAGAAGAGGAGGAGCCCCCACCCCGGCCUGUGCAAGCGUCCGCUUCGCCUCCACAUGUGCCACAUCCGACGCUCACAACACACUCGAUAUGCAGCAGAGCAGAAGUGGGCAGUGUUCCACUGCCGCUGGACCGCAACAAGAACCCCGCUUCGCUGGCGCCGUCGACGCCGCCCGCACCUCUCGCGCCGCUCGCGCCCGUCGCACCACCAGCCAAUGGCGCGCAGACCACCACCGAGACGGGAAGAGCAACGGGGCAACAACAAAGGAAAAAGAAAAUGUCAGAUGAAGAAAUUUUAGAAAAACUAAGGACCAUAGUCAGUGUUGGUGAUCCAAAUAGGAAAUAUACCAAAAUGGAAAAGAUUGGACAAGGUGCAUCAGGUACAGUGUACACGGCAAUCGAGACAUCUACCGGUAUGGAGGUGGCGAUCAAACAGAUGAAUCUUAGUCAGCAACCAAAGAAGGAGUUGAUCAUCAAUGAAAUCCUUGUCAUGCGGGAGAAUAAACACAACAAUGUGGUUAACUAUCUUGAUAGCUAUCUUGUAAAUGAGGAAUUAUGGGUGGUGAUGGAAUACCUAGCGGGUGGUUCCCUAACAGACGUGGUAACGGAGACGUGUAUGGACGAGGGGCAGAUUGCGGCCGUGUGCCGCGAGGUGCUUCAAGCGCUGCAUUUUCUGCACACCAACCAUGUUAUACAUCGAGACAUCAAGUCAGAUAACAUCUUGCUUGGACUUGAUGGACAAGUUAAACUCACUGAUUUUGGGUUCUGCGCUCAAAUAUCUCCUGAGCAAAAUAAAAGAACAACAAUGGUCGGAACGCCUUAUUGGAUGGCGCCGGAGGUUGUUACAAGAAAGCAAUAUGGUCCAAAAGUUGACGUAUGGUCGUUGGGUAUAAUGGCGAUAGAGAUGAUAGAAGGUGAACCACCAUAUUUAAACGAAAAUCCUCUCCGUGCUCUAUACUUAAUAGCCACUAAUGGCAAACCAGACAUCAAAGACAAAGAGAAACUAAGUCCGGUUUUCCAGGAUUUUCUUGACCAGUGCCUCGAGGUAGACGUCGACCGACGCGCCACUGCGCUCGACUUACUCAAGCACCCAUUCCUGAAAUUAGCGCGACCACUGGCGUCUCUGACGCCGCUGAUAAUGGCGGCGAAAGAAGCAGCCAAGGGACAUUAGCAUCGGCCGCCGGCGCCCCCCGCCGCGCCGCGCCGCUAGCGCCCCCGCGCCCCCCGCGCACCCGCGCCCUCUAGUGCCUACAACACAUGUGUACUUCGUGUGCGUACAUACACUCCAUUAUAUUAGACAUACUGAUGCUCCGGUACGGUACAUACUGAAACUAUCAUCGUGUCGUCGAUUAGCAACGUGUAUAUCUAUCGAUGGAGCCAUCGUGUCUCAUAAAUUGUAAUGAGCAUAAAUCGAUUACAGAGCAAUAUUUUAUCCGUAUAAAAUGGCUGCCGAUGAAUAUAAUAGAAUUAUAAUAUUUUUACAAGAAAGAGAUUAGAAAUGCAGUCCAGUAAUAUAAAAACUGUAGUGUCGUUUAGUAGUGUUAUUUAUUCUAAUUAGCGACGUAAUCUCUUAUUGACGUAUUUCAUUCGACUGUUUAUUCUAUAAGGAACAAGGAGUCGAAUAGAGUUAUAGAUAAUACUAGAGACUAGAUACGAAUUUGUAAACGAUUCAGCUGCGAACGAAGACUGGCAGUUAAUGUUUAGGUAACCUUGUAAAGUAUAAAUAGUAGAAUAUGUUAGGUCCAUUAUUUUAGUACCGACUCAGCUUGUUCACUGUGAUGGUAGGAUGUUAGCUGAUGUUAGGUAGGAACACAUAUAAAUAAGAGUCGAGUGGUUCGCGCGUAUCGCGCUCUACCGAGUUCCUUCGAGGUUGGCGUGAUAUCGAUUAUUAUGUAUUACUAUGACUGGCAAAUUGAUUUUUUUAUUUGCAUUCAUUAAAUUAUUGCAUAUUUGACUAUUACUGAAUUGAGCAUUCAAGUUUUACAAUAUUUUUAUGUUACUGAUUUAAAUAAUAUGAGAACUGAUUUUAUAAUUAUUAUAAUUAAUGAGUGAAUAUUUUAAAUAAAUGUUAAAUUAACAUGACUCUAGAAACUGUUAGCUUGGUUUGCUUACAUGCUUACAAUAGUUACUAGUUAGGUUUAUAUGUAAUUGUUAAUUUAUUGAAAUUGCUUAUUGCUUCUAAUCAAUAUAUUGUAAUUUGAGAUUAUUAUUAUUGAUGUGGUUUACUUUAUUUUCAAAAUCUAGUUAUCUUUUAUGAUAUGAGAUAUAUUUCGUGAUGUCCUUUACCGUCAAAGUUUUACUGUAAACACCACUACAUAGCUAGCUUGUUUGGUGAAACUGUAUGAGUGAUGGUAUCAUUUGUUGUUAGUCAUGGAAGUGGAGCAUUUACAUAGUAUUAAGUUUAUAAAGUUUAUGGGAGUGAUGAUGCAUAGAAAAAUAAUUUUCCUUUAUGGCACAAACAAUAGCAUUUAAGUUU